CCGCCCGGGUCCCGCGGGCCGCUCGGUCCCAGACCCGGCCGGGCCGCGGGGCGGGCAUCGCCCGGGGAGCUGUCGACGACUAGGGGCCGUCCGCGUGGGCAGCGGGCGCCGGGACACCUGCGGGCACAGGUUCAGGGGGAAGGGAUGCAGUCCCACUCACGGCUCCCAGCCCCGCAGAGGAGUUCCCAGAGGCUGGGGAAGACCAAACGGAGCCUGCUCCCACCUGGCUGUCUCUAAAGCCAGCAGCCUGACAGCUGUCUGUGCCCUGGAAACCAGCCUCAGGGGGCCCCAUUCUGCGGGACACUGGAGCUAUGACCCUUUGGAGGUGACCCAGAAGAAAAGGGAUGCAGGGCUUCGAUCCUCCCACUCAGCGUCCCUUCCAAGGACUAGUGGCCUCCCGCAUUGAGACUUAUGGGGGUGGCUAUCGGGCCUCCGCCCAGGGUACUGCCGGCAAUCUCUUUGCCCGAGGAGGCCCCGUGCUGGAUCCCAGUCGCCGACGCCUCCAGGGCUAUGCCCCCUUUGCCAAGGGUUGUGGCCCUGCCAGAGGCCUGUCUCCUCUGCGGUGGCGGGAACUGGAGCCUGAGAAAAGGCAUGGAGGCCAUUUUGGGGCCGGCCCACCUUACUCCCCUAAACUCAAGGAAGUCACGAAGGCCCACGAGCUGGAGGUGAGGCUGCACACGUUCAGCAUGUUUGGGAUGCCCCGCCUGCCCCCCGAGGACCGGCGGCACUGGGAGAUAGGAGAGGCCAGUGACAGUGGCGAGGCCAUUGAGAAGUCCUGGAAGGAGCUGGUGCCUGGGCACAAGGACAUGAGCCGGGAGCUUUGCCACCAGCAGGAAGCGCUGUGGGAGCUACUGACCACGGAGCUCAUCUACGUGCGGAAGCUUAAGAUCAUGACGGAUCUCCUAGCCUCGGGUUUGCUGAACUUGCAGCGAGUGGGGCUGCUGACCGAGGUGUCAGCUGAGACCUUGUUUGGAAAUGUCCCCAGUCUGAUUCGAGCCCACCGGAGCUUUUGGGAAGAGGUGCUGGGGCCUUCCCUGGAGGAAAUGCGAGCCUCCGGCCAGCCUCUGGACCCCGUCAGCCUGCAAAACGGCUUCCUGAUGUUCAGCCAGCGCUUCCAGCCCUACGUCCUGUACUGCCUGCGGGUGAAGCAGACCAUGGCUUACGCCCGGGAGCAGCAAGACAACAACCCUCUCUUCCACACCUUUGUGCAGUGGUGUGAGAAGCACAAGCGCUCGGGGAGGCAGAUGCUGGGGGACCUGCUCAUCAAGCCCCACCAGCGCAUCACCAAGUACCCACUGCUGCUCCAGGCUGUGCUCAAGAGGAGCCCCGAGGCCCGCGCCCAGGAGGCCCUGAACGCCAUGAUUGCAGCGGUGGAGUCCUUCCUCCGACACAUCAACAAGCAGGUGCGCCAGGGCGAGGAGCAGGAGAGCUUGGUGGCUGCAGCUGAGCGCAUCGGGCCCUACGAGGUGCUGGAGCCGUCCAGCGAGGAGGUGGAGAAGAACCUGCUUCCGUUCUCCACCCUGGACCUGACAUCCCCUGUGCUGGGGGUUGCUCCCGAGCACACCAGGCAGCUGCUGCUGGAGGGACCUGUGCGUGUGAAGGAGGGACGAGAAGGGAAGCUGGACGUGUACUUGUUCCUCUUCUCUGAUGUGCUCUUGGUGACCAAGCGCCAGCGCAGGGCAGACAAAGCCAAGGUGAUCCGCCCGCCCCUCAUGCUGGAGAAGCUCGUGUGCCAACCGCUCCGAGACCCUAGCAGCUUCCUGCUGAUCCACCUCACGGAAUUCCAGUGCGUCUCCAGCGCCCUCACCGUGCACUGUCCCAGCCCUGCAGACCGGGCCCGGUGGCUGGAGAAGACCCAGCAGGCGCAGGGAACGCGCCCUGCAGCCUGGCCAGAGGAAUCAGUGCGCAGACAGCAGAAGCGUGUGUACAGAAGGGCACUGGGACGGAGAAGGGAGUGAUGCUCUGUGUCUGGUGGGCUGGGUGGGAAAGGGCCCUGGCAGAGCAGGUGGGGCCUAUGCUGAGAAGACUUCACAGAGGAGCUCCUGUCUGAGCACCACUGGAGGGGGUACCUAGGAGGACGUCAGGGGAUGAGGUGGGCAAGAUAGGUGUCCCAGGUGGAGAGCAGAAUGUGUGAAGGCGGGAAGUCGGAAGCAGCUGUGUGUGUUGAGGGAACCGCCAGCCUAGUAGUUGGCGUCACCAAGACUUUCUGCACGAGGGCAGCGCAGCCUUGGAGAAGCUGGGAGGGAGGUACCCCCAGAUCAGGCCCAUCUCUGGAUGCCUUGCCUGGGAACUUGAACUCUGUCCUGUAAAUGACGCAGAGCCAGUGAAGAUGUUAAACAAGGGAGUGAUGUGGGUAGAUUUCUACGAUAAAAGCUGGAGGAGUUCAGAAGAAGGGAGACCCAAAUGGGGCUGUAUUGGUUACUGCUAACUUGGUGUCUUAAAGCGACAAAAACGUAUUCUCUCAUUGUUCUGGGGACCAGAAGUUGGAAAUCAAGGUGUCUGCAGAGCCACGCUUCCCCUCCAAGGACUCAGGGAGAGUCCUUCUGCCUUUUCCAACGCCUAGAGGCUCCAGGUGUUCCUUGGCUUGUGACCACAUCACGCCACUCCCUGCCUCUGUCUUUACAUGAUCUUCCGCUGCCUGCCUCUGUGUCCCAGUCUCCCUCUUCUGUCUUUUAGAAAGCCACUAGUCAUUAACCCUAAAUCCAGGGUCUCAUCUUACAUCCUAAGCUCCAACACUCAGGCUGUGUGCUCAUCUGCAAAGGCCCUUCUUCCAAACAGGUCCCUCCCAUUCACAGGUUCUGCAGGUCAGGACUUAGAGCUAUCUUUCUGGGGCCACUAUUUAACCCGCUAGAGGAGCAGAAUAGCCAAGGAAGAGGGGAGAUUUGAGCUGGACUUGUAAGGAUGGGGAGGACCCUGAACAGAAGAAUCAAGGGAGCAGCUGGGCUGGAUUUAUCUGGGGGACAGUGACUGAGUCUGGAGGGACCAUAGCCAGGGAGCAGAGGCCGAGUUCUGUGGGACCCUGGGGCCUGCAGGAGAGUGUGCGCUGGAUGAGACCGAAUUGAACUGGGCUGUCAAGUUGACAAGAGAGCCACCGAGCAGAGGAAGGCCAUGUGACAUCUGUGUGUUUUGUCUUGCACUGUCAGGUGGCCAUGUGACAAGUGGGCUGGGGGAGGGCGGGAUUGUUAGCAGGAGAUUUACCCUACUAGUCUGGGUGUGAAACACUGAGGUUCGGUGCCCUGGCCUUAGGGACAUGGUGCAAAAAAAGAAGGAAAAAAAGGAGCAGAAAGGAGCUGAAGGAAAAAGAAGAGACGGGUGAGCCCUAGAGAGACUGUUAGAAACGUGUACGGGGUGGGGGUUCGGCUCAGCUGGUAGAGCGCGUGCUGAGCAUGUGUGAGGUACUUGGUCUGGUCCCCAGUACCUCCACUUAAAAAAGAGGGAGAAAAAGAAGCCUGUGCAGAAGGUUCAGACACCAGCUCUCCCUCUUAGUAGCUGGGUGACCUUGGGUGAAUGAUGUGGCCUCUCUGAUCUUCCAUUUCUUCACCUGCAAAAUGGAUACAAAUGAUAACAGUGUUUGCUUCAUAGGGAGGAAGAAACCAUUCAGAUUAAGCAGCUAGCAUGGUGCCCGCUCUAGGCAACUCAGGCCCGCAAGGACAAAGGAUGGCUUGCGCCCGACGUUGCUGUGUGAAAGACUGCUUUGGUAAAGAUAGAAAUGAUUAGAAAGGGAAAGCUGUUUGCUUAGUUGUGGCUUCCUAGGUGGGGCGGGGCUCGGGCAGUAGGGUUCGUUUUAAACAGAGGCGCUUUGGAAAUGAGGGCGUGGGAGACACCAAGUGGACAUCUCUCAGGGGCUUUUGGAAACACGGAGACACAGACUGGGGUUCAGGUGAGAAAUAAGGGUGAACUAUGAAAGGUGCUAAGAGAAUAGAUCCUAAAAGUUCUUUUCCUGAGAAAAAAAGAUGUUUGUAACAACGUAUGGUGACCAAGGUUAACCAGACUUACUGUGGACCGUUUCAUCAUAUA
Camelus dromedarius (Arabian camel) is the source of this 4017-nucleotide messenger RNA. It is a transcript of the gene PLEKHG6, whose product is annotated as pleckstrin homology and RhoGEF domain containing G6. The record is from RefSeq and is a predicted model, not a curated record. The transcript has 15 exons. Gene Ontology annotation, molecular function: guanyl-nucleotide exchange factor activity; GTPase activator activity. Bases 345 to 1958 code for a protein of 537 amino acids. NCBI's taxonomy places the organism in Eukaryota, Metazoa, Chordata, Mammalia, Artiodactyla, Camelidae.